Messenger RNA from Penicillium arizonense, 1374 nucleotides. RefSeq lists its product as uncharacterized. The record is from RefSeq and is a predicted model, not a curated record. Gene Ontology annotation, biological process: regulatory ncRNA-mediated heterochromatin formation. The transcript has 4 exons. Gene Ontology annotation, cellular component: nucleus. The coding region runs from base 1 to 1374 and encodes 457 amino acids. Gene Ontology annotation, molecular function: siRNA binding. NCBI's taxonomy places the organism in Eukaryota, Fungi, Ascomycota, Eurotiomycetes, Eurotiales, Aspergillaceae.
AUGUCUACCAACAUCCCUGAAUCCAGUCUGCCUCCUCGCCCUGUCUUUGGCAACACCCUGGAGAGCCUCGGCUACUUCGUCGAUCAGAAUAGCCGCAUUCGCAAGAUCAGCAACCCUGAGGAAGGCUUCAUGUUUGACAAGACCAAGGAUGAGCGCAUCGCAAAGCUGGAAGCACAUGCUCUUCAACAGGCCGUUCGCCGUCUGGUUCUGUUCAAUCUGGCUACCAUGGGCAUAGAGACCAUGACCAUUCCUGUGGACGCCGACGUCGAGGGCGGACCACGCAUGAAAGUCCUUGUGACCAAGAAUCUGGAAAUUGCCAAGCGCAUUAUCGUCGUGUGCGGUGACGAAACCGAAGAUAUGGGGAUCUUCUCAUACCUCGACACUCUCGAGGAAGGUCUUUUCUUCGGCACCAUCCUAGGCCUGGUAAUGUGUCUGACCAAGCGCAGCCUUCUCGGAGACAUGGCUCUUGUCGUCCUGAACCCUGCUCAACGCUUCUGGAAUCCCCAGACAGAGCUUGCUGAGUCCCUCGAGACUUUCCGGCUGCGUGACGCACCCUCUCUGAUCACUCCUGUUCGUGACCCCACUCGUCGCAAUGAAAUUCCCGGAAACCGCACUCCGUACGAGCACACGGAGUAUGUCUUUGAGCACAUCCUCAUGCCUUUGAUGCGCGGAAACACCACGAUCGAUGUCUUGGGCAUCGCCGAGGGCGGCUUUGCCAUGUACCAGUUCCUGAAAGACAACUGGGCGUUCUGGCGUACGUUCACCUCGAACAUGACCCUCGUCGAUCCCCGUCAAAUCUUCGACCCUGCCACCAUUCCGGACCUGCGCUUCCCAAACUCAUUCGCGUCGUUCAUGCGAGACCGUUGCCGCGCCUGGGUCCGAUCUGACCUCCCCCUGGGCUCGCAUGAAAUCGGCAUCGGGGCCCGGGGCUGCAACUGCUAUGCAGCCGGUGAGACCAUGCACAUAAACGCCAUGCUGCCGCGUAGUCUGAAGAAAGUCCUGAUGUGGAUGGAGCUGAUGCACGCCAACCCAGCCAUGAAGGAGGUCCCCUGCCUCGUCGAAGGCGAAGCUUACAUGCUCGAACGAGCAGAUCGCAAUGGACCACCAGCUGACCAUGACUGGGCCGGCUCAUACGUGCUGUGCAAUCUGCUCCGCCUGAGUUGGUGCGGUCCUCAGGAUAAAUUAGAGCGCAAAUACCAGUGGGAGCUGUCGCUGUUCGGCCAUGCGCCCAAUGAUGCGUAUGUGGUCACACCCGAAAACCACAUCAACGCAACAAUGGGCCGGGUCUAUGGGUUCCUGGAGGCGUUGGAGGCGUUGGAGGCGGCCGGCGAUGGUGCGCACAGCGCGGACGAGGAAGGUGGUGUCGCCGCCUGA